UUUCUUUUGGCCUAGCUAGUGAUGAUCAAUCCCCAUCUCUGAAUGUCUGAAACUCAAAAUACUCACUAUUUCAGCUCAACUCACCCAUUUUCAACAUUACCUCUCUUCAAAAGCAUCAAUACAUGCUAUUUAUAAUUGCAUGUCGACUUCCAAUAUGCCAUUCCCUUGAACAUUAAUACUCUCUUCCUUUAUUUACUACUACAACUCCAUACUUUCACCCAUCGUAUCGAAACUUGUUACCCUAGAGGGAAAGGGAGAGUAUGUAAGAGAUCUAUUUAAAGCGCCCGGCCACUUUACUGAUCCCCUACUUCAUGUUCCAUCAUAUAGCUCUUCACAUAUAGUUAACCCUUCAAUCUGCUCCACCUAGAGAGAGAGAGAGAGAAACCCUACUUGUCUUUCCUGGUCUUCAUCAAUAUGUGGAUGAUGGGUUAUAGUGAUGGUGGGGAGUUUAACAUGCCUGACUCAUUCAAUGGUCGGAAACUCCGGCCGCUCAUCCCAAGGCCUCUGCUAUCAGCAAACAACAAUUCAACCACAACCCCUCCUCCUUGCUUGAGCCGUCUUCAUGGCACCGAUUUGUUUUCGCAAUAUCACCAUAUGGCAGCUGUGGCUGAGCAGAACAAGAGAGAGUUCAAUACUCCGCCGGUUGUAGUGAGCUCAAGGUGGAAUCCGACACCGGAGCAGUUGAGGGCGCUGGAAGAAUUAUACCGACGUGGGACGCGGACUCCUUCGGCUGAGCAAAUUCAGCAUAUUACCGCACAGCUUCGAAGAUACGGUAAGAUUGAAGGGAAGAAUGUUUUCUACUGGUUCCAGAAUCACAAGGCGAGAGAGAGACAGAAACGCCGUCGUCAAAUGGAAUCGGAUCCUGACGUACACCACCGAGAUAUCGAAAACUUGGAGAGGAAAGAAUUAGGGGCAAGCAAGACAGUGUUUGAAGUUGAACAGACAAAGAACUGGGCACCCCAUACGAACUGCAGUACUCCUGCAGAGGAAUCUGUUUCAACACAAAAGGCAGCAAAAGCAGCAGCAGCAGCAGUGGCAGAAUGUAGGACAGAUGGAUGGAUCCAAUUCGAUGAAGGAGAAUUACAGCAAAGAAGAAACUUUGUGGAAACGAAUGCCACGUGGCAGAUGAUGCAGUUGUCUUUUUGUGCUCCUCCCGCCCACCUCAUAAACACCCCUACUACUUUAUCUUCUGCUGCUACUGCUACUACAACCACAGCCCCAGCAACAGCAAGAUCAACAAUUGACCAAAAGUUCAUCAAGACUCGUGACCUGAACAUCUUUAUAGCACCCUACAGAUCAGAAUUAAGUGGUCUUAACCACUUGAACAGUGUCAGCGAUGAAUUUGAAGAUGAUGCUCAUGGCUGUGGAGAGUCUCAAACCCUUCAACUCUUCCCUCUUCGGAGUAGCAGGCGGCCGGAUGGAAACGAUAACAUUAACGACAAAGAGACUGAGAUAUCAGACUCAGCCAACUUCACACCUUGCCAGUUUUUUGAGUUCCUUCCAUUGAAAAACUAAACCAUACAUGCACGGAGUUUAUCUUUUGUGGGGAGAGGCGGCCAGCAAUAUUAUAUAGUCGAUUCUCAGAUAUUCCAUUAUGCGAUAUAUCAUGUAUGGAUGGAAGUUGAUAUAGCCUAGGUUUAGUAAUUGGGGUACUCAUGUUAUUGCAAGUAAUCUUAAUAGAAAAUGGGACUCGUUUAUUGUUAAUGAUGUAACAUUUCAUCGAUCAUGAAUAUGCAUUAAUGGGUAAGAUGC
Juglans regia (Persian walnut) is the source of this 1752-nucleotide messenger RNA. Its product is annotated as WUSCHEL-related homeobox 1-like. Gene Ontology annotation, molecular function: DNA-binding transcription factor activity; DNA binding. NCBI's taxonomy places the organism in Eukaryota, Viridiplantae, Streptophyta, Magnoliopsida, Fagales, Juglandaceae. The record is from RefSeq and is a predicted model, not a curated record. The transcript is spliced from 4 exons. Bases 415 to 1515 code for a protein of 366 amino acids. Gene Ontology annotation, biological process: plant organ development.